This is a messenger RNA of Staurois parvus, 372 nucleotides long. The record is from the annotation of a GenBank genome assembly. NCBI's taxonomy places the organism in Eukaryota, Metazoa, Chordata, Amphibia, Anura, Ranidae.
UCUGGGAGACCGGAUAUAGUGAAUCAGGGUCUGGGGAGACCAGAUAUAGUGAAUGCAGGUCCGGGGAGACCAGAUAUAGUGAAUACAGGGUUGGGGAGACCAGAUAUAGUGAAUGCAGUGUUCUGGGGAGGACCAGAUAUAGUGAAUGCAGGGUCCGGGGAGACCAGAUAUAGUGAAUGCAGGGUCCAAGGAGACCAGAUAUAGUGAAUGCAGGGUUGGGGAGACCGGAUAUAGUGAAUGCAGGGGUCCGGGGAGACCGGACUAGUGAAUGCAGGGUCCUGGGGAGACCAGAUAUAGUGAAUGCAGGGUCCGGGGAGACCAGAUAUAGUGUGCUCCGGAGAGACCAGAUAUAUGUGAAUGCAGGGUCCUGGG